AUGCACAGGGGUGGCGGGGUCGUGGGUGGCGGUGGUGCGGGAACCGCCGCCGGACGUGUCCUUGAGCUCGAUCAUCCACCAGCUAUACCAGCUGGACCAACGGGUUUUCAUUGGGGUGCCAUGAUUGCUGGUCAUCAUGCUGCUGCAGCCGCUGGUAUGAUGCAGCCUUCGUUGUCUGGCACAGCUGAUUACGGUCUUGCUACAACCCACAGUCCAGCUCACUCUACCAUGCCCAUGGAUUUACACAUGUCCCAAGGAUUUCCUUGCUACAGGUAUCGAGAUGAAGCUCUCUGCUGGACUGACAGGAAACAACCCUUGGACAACCUGGGCACAGUAACGUCAGCCAACAUUCGGUGAGUUUUAAUUUAUAUUGAAUCUGAUCAGCGGGAAAGUUUGAAUGCUUCAUUUUUCGAAUAACGGUUGAAACUUUGUUCAGUACAUUUGUGGCAAAAACCAUUUCGUUUUUGAAAAAAUUUUUUUGAGAAGCUAAGAACUGUCUUGUAGGAAAUAAAAUUUUUUAGCGAAAAUAUUUGAUCUUUUCUUCGCGAAGUUAUCGGAAAAAAGUUAUGGGUUUAAACAAUACUUGAAAAAUUCAAUUUAUGCAUAAUUUUAAGGCUAAUUUUUUGAUUUUGACAUUUUGUAAAUUGGA
This is a messenger RNA of Microplitis demolitor, 649 nucleotides long. RefSeq lists its product as uncharacterized. The record is from RefSeq and is a predicted model, not a curated record. The transcript is spliced from 3 exons. NCBI's taxonomy places the organism in Eukaryota, Metazoa, Arthropoda, Insecta, Hymenoptera, Braconidae. The coding region runs from base 1 to 357 and encodes 118 amino acids.